Molecule: messenger RNA, 1841 nt
Organism: Electrophorus electricus (electric eel)
Lineage: Eukaryota; Metazoa; Chordata; Actinopteri; Gymnotiformes; Gymnotidae
Source: RefSeq, a predicted model, not a curated record
AUGAAUCCAUGUGCUCCAAGUUAUCCGAUGGCCUCGUUGUACGUCGGAGACCCAGAUAUUACCGAGGAAAUGCUAUACGAGAAAUUCAGUCCUGCUGGCGCAAUAGUCUCCGUACGGAUUUGCAGGGACGCGAUGACCCUCCGCUCACUUGGAUACGCAUACGUGAACUUUCAGCAGCAGGCAGAUGCUGAGCGUGCUUUGGACACUAUGAACUUUAACAUCAUCAAAGGCAGACCUGUGCGAAUUAUGUGGUCCCAGAGAGACCCCUCUCUGAGGAAGAGUGGAGUUGGCAACAUCUUCAUCAAGAACCUUGACAAGUCUAUUGACAGCGAAGCUCUUUACGACACAUUCUCUGCCUUUGGGAACAUCCUUUCCAGCAAGGUGGUGUGUGACGAGAAUGGCUCUAAGGGCUACGGCUUUGUGCACUUUGAGACCCGUGAGGCUGCGGAGAGAGCAAUUGAGAGACUUAAUGGCAUGUUGCUCAAUGACCGCAAAGUGUUCAUUGGCCACUUCAAGUCUCGCAAGGAGCGAGAGGCUGAGAUGGGGGCCAGGGCCAAAAAGUUCACCAAUGUGUACGUCAAGAACUUUGGAGAGGACAUGGACGACGACAAGCUGAAGGAGAUCUUCAGCAAGUUUGGCCAAACGCUGAGCACUCGCGUCAUGACCGACGAGAGCGGCAAGUCCAAGGGCUUUGGCUUUGUGAACUUCGAGAGGCACGAGGAUGCCCAGAGGGCUGUGGAUGAGAUAAAUGGGAAGGAGCUGAAUGGGAAGAAGGUGUAUGUGGGUUAUGCCCAGAAGAAAGGCGAGAGGCAGACAGGGCUGAAACGAAAGUUUGAGCAGAUGAAGCAGGACGGUAUGACUCGCUACCAGGGAGACAACCUGUACGUCAAGAACCUAGACGACGGUCUGGACGACGCGCGUCUACGUAAGGAGUUCUCUCCGUUCGGGACCAUCACAAGUGCCAAGGUGAUGAUGGAGGGCGGCCGCUCCAAAGGGUUCGGCUUCGUGUGUUUCUCCUCGCCGGAGGAGGCCGCCACGGCCAUGACGGAGAUGAAUGGGCGCGUUGUAGGCACCAAGCCGCUGUACGUGGCUCUGGCGCAGCGCAAGGAGGAGCGGCAGGCCCACCUCUCCAACAAGUACAUGAAGCGCACGGCCAGCGUGAGUGCCUUGCCCAACCUCGUGCUCAACCCCUACCAGCCUGCCCCGCCCUCCGGCUACAACAUGGAAGCCAUUCCACAAGCUCAGAACUGGCCUGCCUACUGCGCAAGCAGCCAGCUGGCACAACUCCUCCCCAGCCCUUGCUGGGCCAUGCAGUGCGUCCACCCACAGCAAGUCCAGGAUAUGCCGAGUGCCAUCGGUCCAGCCGCAUCCUGCCCGCAGGCCUUCAGCGCCAUCCGACCAACCACCGCCUGCCAGGUCCCACGCACGAUGGCCUAUCAGACCAUGGCAUCUGAGGCUCCGGGGACAGGGAUGGCCAGCGCGGAAGCUGCCAACAAGGCGUCGCUGCAGCACCUGGGGGCAGAGCUCCAGGUGCCCGUGCAGCUGGCUGCGGUCCAUGUGCAGGGUCAGGAACCUCUCAGUGCCUCCAUGCUGGCUGCUGCACCUCCACAGGAGCAGAAGCAGAUACUGGGUGAGCGUCUGUUUCCCCUGAUCCAGAACAUGCAGCCCACCCUUGCAGGGAAGAUCACGGGUCUGUUCCUGGAACUGGACAACUCGGAGCUACUGCAUAUGCUGGAGUCUCCUGAGUCUCUGCACCCUAAGGUGGAUGAGGCAGUCGCUGUGCUCCAGGACCAGUGCGCGCAGGAAGCCGCUCAAAAACUUUAACCAGUGCUGCGCUUCUG